Molecule: messenger RNA, 3141 nt
Organism: Liolophura sinensis
Lineage: Eukaryota; Metazoa; Mollusca; Polyplacophora; Chitonida; Chitonidae
Exons: 3
Coding region: 194-3001 (935 amino acids)
Source: RefSeq, a predicted model, not a curated record
AUUGAACAGCUUUUCGCUCAGGUCCAAAAUAAAAUAUGGGAUCAAGAUAAGUUUUUCCACACCAUGAAAUGCAGAGCCAAGAAACUUCAUUUUCAAUCCACUGGAGUCUUUAUUAGACAAGCCUACCUAGUCAGUGCUUUCCAACCAUUGUGCAAAAGAGGAAAACACUGGUUCAAGCUGUGGUAUAGAGAUCAUGCAUUCGUUAAAGAAAACUACAUCUACACAUACUCCAUCGCCAAGACUUACGGAUUUAAACGUAGAUCGCCAAGUUUCACCGGCUAAGGAAGAUUUCCGUUUGGUGGAGAUCGAUGAAGUCGACAAUGUAUGCAUUAUAUUUCCUUCUAUGGGAUCAAAAGAUCAGAUGCUCCCUAUACAAGAUCGUCCACUUCCGAAUGCUGCUGGACAACCUGCUGUCAAAACAAAUCCGACAUGUUUUACACACUAUCGAUAUGGACCUAAGACCUGUCUAGAGAAGAGACGAAUACAUCAGGGAAAGGACGUAAUAGGAAAUGACCACGAUCACCCCAAAAUGCAAAGGAUGGAGAAAGCCAUACAUUUUGACGGAUGUCGGGAUUUACAGGCUUCAUACGAAAGUAACACAGGAGGUUGGGUCUGCUAUUUGCCCAAGCCAGCUCAUACUAGUAAUAAAAUGUUGAUGCAUCAAAGCGUAAGUAAUUUAAAUGAAUUUCGAAGCAGCCUGGCCUCGCGGGAAAAAGCCGAACCGCUCGAUUUGAGAACUCACAGGAAAGUUUUCACUGGUGAAGUGGCAAAGAGUGACGAGAACGCAAACUCCUGGCUUGGUUUAAAUUGUGACUUGGGCGGAGGUAAGUCAAAUCUAGAUGCGAGUUUGACCAACGAUGAAAACCAGAACGAAUUGGAUCUCUCCGUAAUUGUGAAAGCCAACAACAUAAGUGAAUUUUCUGGGCACGGUGUUCAAGAACUGACAGAGUAUGAUUCCGAAACUGAGAUAGCAUCUCCUGCUUCCAUAAUUGACGAUGACAGCCUGAAAUCAACCAGCGACACUUGUCCAAGCGAUUACUCUGGUGAUUUAGACUCCACUUCAAUCUCACAUGGCCUCUCUGACGCAGCGCAGUAUCAAGGUUUUAGAAAGUCCACUCUUUGUAACCAAAAUAACACCGAAGAUGUAACGAUGCGAAAGAAGUGGACAUCUGGGGAAAUGUCCUUGCUCAUUAAAACUGAUAAAGUAGGCUCGACAGAUGCAAAUGUGAACUCCGAAUCAGGCGUAAAUCUGUCAGUCAAGAAAUGUGCGUUUAGCAAACAUGACAGCGCAGAAAUUGCGGACAUUGGUGCCCCUGCAGAAAAAUCUUUUCUUUAUGACGUGGAUGAUAAAAAGAAAACUGCCUUGAACAAGGAGUUGAAUGUCUUAAAUGAACAGAGGCAAAUUGUGAACCUUGCGCAGAAAGAGACCUGUAGUACAAAGCGUGUUACGGAUUGGGCAGUAGGCAUUUUCCGGCGUUGGAUGCUGAAAACAAAAGCCAGAUCAGCCAUGCCUGAUCUCUUGAAAAUGACGGUACCGCAGAUCAACACUUACUUGUGCAAAUUUCUCGUCGACGCCAGGAAGACCAACGGUAGUCGCUACCCUUCGAAAUCUCUGCAAGCCAUGGGACAGGGUUUGUUGCGCUACGUUAGGAAUAACCGAGUGUAUUCCCAAGCAGAGUGCGGCACUGUUGACGGACUUUUCAGGCCCGUGAACCAGGUUCUAUCUAUGGAGCUGCGACGGACAUUAUUUUACGAAAACUUGCAAGGUAGGAUGCCGAGAAUUAGGCAGCGGAAAUGCAAUGUCACGAAAAAAGGAAAAGAGAGAAGGGUAAGCGAAAGUCCAAAAAAUUUGAAAAAGCCUGUUGUCCAGGUUGAUGAAGAUGGUGACAUCGAGGACAAUACCACACAUUCUGUUAGCGGCGAUUCUCUUUCACAUGGCACAGUCCAGUCAUCUUACCAGCCUGAUGUCGUUGCACCCCGUGAUGAAAAUCCGCCUUCAGUGUCUUUUGAUGUACAAGAAGAGAACAACACUAAAGCACACGGUGAAAUCUCUUUAAGCCACGAAGAGGGUGGAAUCGCAAAACCCAUCUUAUCUCUCUCCACUUCUAAUAGUCUCCCCAUGUCCUUCAAACCUUUGCCGUCAGGGAAAGAGAGUGGUCAACGUGCGUCAGUCAAGGGCAAGAGUACAUUGAGAAACACCCGAUGGGCAUAUUCGCACUUCAACAGGUGGCGUUUAGCUCAGGGAGAGCUCGGUAAAGCGCUUAUUCCGGACAUUGUGGAUAUGAGCCCGGACGAGGUGAACUGUUACCUAGCAGACUACAUAACCAACGUCAUGAAAACUGAUGGCACUUCGUACAUUCCGUCAUGUCUCUACUCCCUGGCCUGUGGACUCUUACGUCACGUCCGAAGCCAAGGCAGGAACGAUCUCGACUUUAUGAACUCCAAAGACAGUCGUUUCGCUGAUUUCCAGAACGCUUUGGCGACCCGUGUGAAAUCUCUUGGGCAGCAUGAACCAAAAAGUCGACCAAGGCUUCCUUCUCUGAGACUUUUGACCCCAGCACAGGAGGAAAAACUCUGGCAGUACCAUGUGUUUGGCCUUGAGACAGCAAAAAGCUUACAGUACUCAGUGUUUUACUACAACUUUAAGCUUUUUGGUAUCAAGUCUUACAUGGCACACAGGAACCUCCGGCGACUUCAGUUUUCGGUGACAAGGCACAACGGAGAAAGCUGCGUGUUGUUUGACAAUCGCGAUAUGGGAGACAAAAUGUUACCAGAAGCCGGUGGGUAUCGUCAGGUGUAUAGGGAAGAACCUGGAUCCAGCCCGGGAUCUUUAGUGGAGCUGUACGAAGUCUAUCUGACAGCAGUAGGACCCACUGGACCGUUCUACAAACGACUUUUAGGUUUGCAAGGUCCCACUUCACGGUUCUCGAAGCAGAGCGUUGGCAUCCGUGCCCUGUAUGUGAUGUGGACGGAUAUCUGGGAAGCGGUGGUUCUGGAGUAAUGAAUAUUUCUUUGGAAGCUGAACCUCAGUCUACAGCGUCGUUAUAACUUCAUCUGGAAACGUAAAUCUGACCUUAAUAGUUUAGUAUAUGGAAGAAGUUGGUCCAUUUAGUCAGUAGGCUGUACUACCAAAUAGAUUCC